AAUAAUAAUAAGCCUAAUUAUUAAUAAAUAUAAACUAAAAUGUAAAAGAUUAGUUAUAAAUGAAAAGAAAAGACAGGUCUUUUUUGCUUUUACUAGGAAAAACAAUUACAAAGGUUUGUGCUUUCUCUCCUCAAGGCUAUAUAUAUAUAUUUCUGCAACAACAACAGAAGAAGAAAGAAAGAAAAAGAUUAUAAAAGACUCAAUCUUUUAUCAUUCUUUUGAUUUGAUUGGAUAUCACUCUUCUUCACAUCCAAAAAAAUUCAGUCUCAUAUGCUCAUUUUCAUUCCUGCUCAAACUUUCUUCUUUGGCUGACUAGUAAUGAAAACUGGACAAGAAUUCAUCUCAAAGAGUUCUUCUUGGCCUAAAGAAGUGGCAAGAAAAUGGCUUAACAUUCGGAGCAAAACAGAUGAAUUUAACUCAGAUUAUGUUUUACAAGCUUCAACUAAACUCCAACGCCGGAGAAAGAGUUGCUCCGACGACAAUUGUUGCGUCGUCGUGCCUGAAGAUUUUUCGGUUUUUUCAAAGGUACAAGACUCAGAUGAUCAUCUCAAUCUGAGAACAUUUGUUGGGACAUGGAAUGUUGGAGGAAUUUCCCCUCAUGAUGGGUUGAACUUAAGGAAUUGGCUUAAGUCUCCAACUCAAGCUGAUAUCUAUGUUAUUGGGUUCCAAGAAAUAGUGCCUUUGAAUGCUGGUAAUGUAUUAGGAGCAGAGGACAAGGGCCCAGCAGAGCAAUGGAUUGGUUUGAUUAGAGAAGCUUUAAAUGACAAUGAAUUUGAUCAACAAAUUAAGAAUAAUAAGAAGCAAGGAAGGAUGAGUUUCUCAGAUUUUCUUUCAUUAGAAAAUGAAGAAGAAGAAGAAGAAGAAGAUGCUAUUAAAGAUGAGGUUGGACCCAAGUUUAGGUUGGCUGUUAGUAAACAAAUGGUGGGAAUCUUCCUAUGUGUUUGGGUUAGAUCAGAUCUUUGCUCACUCAUUUCCAACUUGAAAGUCUCUUGUGUUGGUACUGGCAUCAUGGGCUACCUUGGCAAUAAGGGUUCAGUAUCAAUUAGUAUGAGCUUAAGUGGGACAAGCUUUUGUUUUGUGUGUACUCAUUUGACUUCUGGUGAAAAAGAAGGAGAUGAGGUCAAAAGAAACUCAGAUGUCAUGGAAAUUCUUAAGAAGACAAAGUUUUCAUCUCAUUCAUUAUCAUCAUCAUCAUCUUCUUCUUUAGAAAAAUCAUCACCUAAUACCAUAUUAGAGCAUGAUAAGAUUAUUUGGCUAGGUGAUUUGAAUUAUAGACUUGUGGGUGGUAGUAGUGGAAAUUGUGAAACUCAUGAGCUAAUUGAAAAACAUGAUUGGCAAACACUUUUGGAGAAAGAUCAGCUAAGGAAAGAACAAAGAGAAGGGAGAGUGUUCAAAGAUUGGGAAGAAGGGGUAAUAGAUUUUGCACCAACAUACAAAUAUGUUACUAAUUCAGAUCAUUAUUAUGUUAAUCAAAUCUCAUCAAAUAAAUCCAAACACAAACAAAGAACACCUGCCUGGUGUGAUAGGAUAUUAUGGAAAGGAGAAGGAAUGAAAGAAAUUUGGUAUGGAAGAGAAGAGUCAAGAUUUUCAGACCAUAGACCUGUUUAUGCUAUUUUCAUUGUACAAAUUGACUCAAAAAGACACAACAACAACAACAACAUUAACAACAACAACAACAACAACAUUAACAACAACAACAACAACAUUAACAACAACAACAACAACAUUAACAACAACAAUAGGCUAAGACCAAGGCCAGUACUAGCUAAGGUACAGGCUGAGGAGCUUCUUUUGCCAACACUAAACAACAGCACCAGGUUUUGACAGUUAAACAGUAAAAAAAAAAAGUAAAAGUAAAAUGUUGGAGAAGGAUGUGGCUGCAUCUCUGGGUGUUUUUUCAAAUUGUUCAUAAAUAUAUAACUUUGUUUUUAUGGGGUUUAGAGUAGAGGGAACAUAGAUUAACUUUUGUAAUUAAAGUAGCUCAGCUUUUUCUAUAGAGCAAUUUUUUAUUUGCUCUUUUUUUGAUUUUUUUUUUUUGGGUAUGAGUUAGAUUGAUUGAAGAGAAAGGUAGUAAAAAAAAAGCCUAGUCAAAUGUGAAGGUUUGGUUGGUUAUUAUUUGGAGAAAAGCUUAGUUUUUUGAGUCCUCUUCUUCUUCCAACUUUCAUUGUGAUGAGACUCUAAUAUUAUUAUUAUGUUUAAUAGAAAAAUUGCAUACCAAUCAUCAUAGAGGAUUGUAAUAUGCUAGCUUAAA
This is a messenger RNA of Cannabis sativa, 2251 nucleotides long. RefSeq names its product type I inositol polyphosphate 5-phosphatase 8. The transcript is spliced from 10 exons. Gene Ontology annotation, molecular function: phosphatidylinositol-3,4,5-trisphosphate 5-phosphatase activity; phosphatidylinositol-4,5-bisphosphate 5-phosphatase activity; inositol-polyphosphate 5-phosphatase activity. The record is from RefSeq and is a predicted model, not a curated record. Gene Ontology annotation, biological process: phosphatidylinositol dephosphorylation. Bases 319 to 1824 code for a protein of 501 amino acids. NCBI's taxonomy places the organism in Eukaryota, Viridiplantae, Streptophyta, Magnoliopsida, Rosales, Cannabaceae.